Molecule: messenger RNA, 1689 nt
Organism: Lagenorhynchus albirostris (white-beaked dolphin)
Lineage: Eukaryota; Metazoa; Chordata; Mammalia; Artiodactyla; Delphinidae
Gene: SP5
Product: Sp5 transcription factor
Exons: 2
Coding region: 1-1200 (399 amino acids)
Biological process (GO): regulation of transcription by RNA polymerase II
Molecular function (GO): DNA-binding transcription factor activity, RNA polymerase II-specific; RNA polymerase II cis-regulatory region sequence-specific DNA binding
Source: RefSeq, a predicted model, not a curated record
AUGGCCGCCGUGGCCGUCCUCCGGAACGACUCGCUGCAGGCCUUCCUCCAGGACCGCACCCCCAGCGCCUCCCCAGACCUGGGCAAGCAUUCGCCCCUGGCGCUGCUAGCCGCCACCUGUAGCCGGAUUGGCCAGCCGGGCGCUACGGCGCCCCCGGACUUCCUGCAGGUGUCCUACGACCCCGCGCUGGGCUCGCCCUCCAGGCUCUUUCACCCGUGGACCGCCGACAUGCCGGCGCACUCGCCCGGCACGCUGCCAUCCCCGCACCCCAGCCUGGGGCUGACGCCGCAGAAAACGCACCUGCAGCCGUCCUUCGGGGCAGCGCAUGAGCUGCCGCUUACACCCCCUGCAGACCCCUCGUACCCCUACGAGUUCUCACCGGUGAAGAUGCUGCCCUCGAGUAUGGCGGCGCUGCCCGCCAGCUGCGCGCCCGCCUACGUGCCCUACGCGGCCCAGGCCGCGCUGCCGCCCGGCUACUCCAACUUGCUGCCGCCGCCCCCGCCGCCUCCGCCGCCCACGUGCCGCCAGCUGUCCCCCAACUCGGCCCCCGACGACCUCCCGUGGUGGAGUAUCCCGCAGGCCGGCACCGGUCCGGGAACCUCGGGGGUUCCGGGGGGCAGCCUCUCCGGCGCCUGUGCGGGGGGACCCCACGCGCCCCGCUUCCCGGCCUCAGCGGCCGCCGCUGCCGCCGCCGCCGCCGCCGCCGCGCUGCAGCGGGGCCUGGUGUUGGGCCCGUCGGACUUCGCGCAAUACCAGAGUCAGAUCGCUGCGCUGCUGCAAACCAAGGCCCCCCUGGCGGCCACGGCCAGGAGGUGCCGUCGCUGCCGCUGCCCCAACUGCCAGGCGGCGGGCGGCGCCCCGGAGGCAGAGCCGGGCAAGAAGAAGCAGCACGUGUGCCACGUGCCGGGCUGCGGCAAGGUGUACGGCAAGACGUCGCACCUGAAGGCGCACCUGCGCUGGCACACGGGCGAGCGGCCCUUCGUGUGCAACUGGCUCUUCUGCGGCAAGAGCUUCACGCGCUCGGACGAGCUGCAGCGGCACCUGAGGACUCACACAGGCGAGAAGCGCUUCGCCUGUCCCGAGUGCGGCAAGCGCUUCAUGCGCAGCGACCACCUCGCCAAGCACGUCAAGACGCACCAGAAUAAGAAGCUCAAAGUUGCUGAGGCCGGAGUCAAGCGGGAGGACCCGCGGGACCUGUAAGCCCACCCGGGGGCGCCUCGAUGCCUCUCCUGCCUCGGGCUCCCUACCCAGCACCUCUUCGGAGAGGUUCCGGUGGCCUGUGGGCAGCCGGCCGAGAGGAGACCCAACUGAGGCACUUACUUGCCCCUUCCUGCUUGCCCGCCUCCCAAAAACGACGCCAGGCCUCCAGCUCCCUGGCCGGCCUGCGGACAAGGACCGUGUGCCCAGGAAGAGCAGGGGAGGUAGGGUUGAGAGCUCUGUGUCACGAAAGAGCAGUUUCAGGCUCUGAACCAUUCCCACCAUCUGGGAGACUACAGUUUGGGGGGACUACCCUGGGCUGACCUCUGUAUAUAGGAAACGCUGCUGAAAUCAAAGCGGAAGAACCUUGAGAGAUUUGAAAUAGUGCUGUGUUUUUUGCUAGGACUGGGCCGGGCUUUGUACAGGUUAUUUAAUAGCUUUCUUAAAGAAUAAUUAUAAUAAUUAUAACAUUAAUUAAAAUGUUACUUUUGU